This is a messenger RNA of Cuscuta epithymum, 2396 nucleotides long. The record is from the annotation of a GenBank genome assembly. NCBI's taxonomy places the organism in Eukaryota, Viridiplantae, Streptophyta, Magnoliopsida, Solanales, Convolvulaceae.
UUAAAAAAGUUUUCAAAAAAAAAAACAAGUUCAAACGAAAAAAGAACAAUACACCCGAGUUUAAUAAAAAAAGAAAAAGAUGAUCAAAUAAAUAACCAGAUAAUGAAUCAACCCUUGAGUAAAAUUGAAAAAAUUACAGGAUUGGAAAAAUUAUUCACCGAUAGACAAAAUACAGGCUAUUACUCAUAGGACAAAUACAAUUAAAAAAAAACUAGAAAGAAUUACGGAAGAUAAGAAAAGGCUGACUCUAGAACUAGAUAUGAGCCCUUACAAAAAAAGUUCGAGAUUAGCCUUGUCAAAAAAUUUUUGUCAAAUGUUAAAAAUAAAAAAAAAUAGAUUAAGAUAUAAAUUUCAUUAUUUUAUAAAAUUAUUGAUUCAAAGAAUAUCUAACUAUAUUUUUUUAUAUACUAUAUCUAUUUGCCAAAUGACUGAAAAACUCUUUGUGGAAUCAACAAAAAUGAACUCUCUUUCAAAUAUAAAAACGCAUAAUAAUAAGCGUUAUAAGGAAAAGCCAGAGAAUUUUGGUGAUUUAUCUAACUUGUCACAAGCAUAUGUAUUGUACAAAAUAUCACAAAGGAGUUUUUUGAACGUAUCUAAUUUGAUGUCUGUUCUUCAACAAAAUGGAACAUCUUUCUUGAUUGAAAAGAAUUUCUUUAUUAAAAAAAAAAUAAAAGACUCAUUUCAUAAACAAGGAAUACUUCAAUCUGAAGGAAUAAAAAAAGAACUUAAGCGGUCUAGAACGAGUCAAUGGAAAUUUUGGUUAAGAGGAAUUCUCAAUACGAUUUAUCUCCUAAUUUCUGGUCUGCCUUAAGAUCACAAAAACAAAAAUGGAGAAAUAGGGCGAAUCGCUAUCGUAGGUCUAAACAAAAAGAUUUACACAAAAGGAAUUCCAGUAGAAAAUUAAAAUUAAAUAAUUACAGGAAACAAAAGGAUGCUAACUCAGUAUUUAAUAAAAAAAAAAAAGAUAAUUUUAAAAAAUGCUGUCAAUAUGAUCUUUUAGCAUAUCAAUACAUUCAGUAUGAAAAAAAUAGUGGACCCCCUCCAGGAGCUAAACGGGAAACGAUUUCUUAUCAUUACAAGAUGUCACAAAACAACUUGUUUGCGAUAACGAAAAAUCUUCCUAUCACUAGUUUCAGAGAAAAAAUAGAAAGGGUCAAUAUCCCCUAUACAGACAAAAAUUUAGAGAGAAAAUAUUUAAAUUUGAAAAAGAUUAAUUUUUCUCUUGAUAAAAAAGCGGAUAUUGAGUCCUGGAUCACGGGUAAUGAUAACAAUACUCAAAGUACUCCAAUUUUCACUUAUAAUUAUCAAUUAAUUGAUAGAAUGGAAGAGAUUGUGAAAAUUGAGCAAAUUUUUAAAAAUGAAAAAGAUCCUUUUGCUCUUUUGAUUCAGACAAAUACCGAAGAAAGGAAUCUAGUAAAUUCUAAAAAUUCUUUAUUGGAUUGGAUGGGACUGAAUGAAGCAAUACUCGACCGUCCAUUAACGGCUGAGGAACUUUCGGUCUUCCCAGAAUUUCUGUGGUUUGUUAAUAUAUAUAAAAUGAAACCAUGGAUUAUACCAAGCCAAUCACUUAUUUCUAAUUUGAAUCUCAAUGAUGAAAUGACGAAUCAAAAGAUCGGUAAAAUUAAGAAUAAAAACAAAGAUAAAAAGGAUAAAAAGAAAACUGAGGGUGAAACCAAAGGUAAAACUGAGAGUAAAAAAAAGAUAAAGCCGAGGGUCAAACCAAAGGGGAAACUAAAGGUGAAACCAAAGGUGAAACCAAAGGUGAAACCAAAGGUGAAACCAAAGGGAAAACUGAAGGUGAAACCAAAGGUGAAACUGAAGGGGAAACCCAGGGGGAAACUGAAGGGGAAACUGAAGGUGAAAAGAAAAGUCAAACUGAGAUAGAACUAGAGUUAUUCCUGAAAAAUUAUUUAUUUUUUCAAUUUAGAGAGGAUGAGGAUGUUACUUUUAAUCAAGGCCUUUUCCAAGAUCUCCAGAUCUAUUGUCUCUUGCUUAGAAUGCUAAAUCGAAAAAAAAUGAUGCUAUCAUGGAUUCAAAGGAAAAGUUAAAUUUGGGUCUAAUGCCACAGAUGAAUCAGGAAGAGAGUAUUCAAGAUUCAAAAAAUUCAAAAAGAAAUGUUCCAGAUUCAAAACAGAGUGUUCCAGAUUCAAAACAGAGUGUUCCAGAUUCAAAAAAUUCAAAAAGAAAUGUUCGAGAUUCAAAACAGAGUGUUGCGGAUUCAAAAGAGAGUGUUCCAGAAUUUUUAAAAAGGACGGGAUUUUUGGUUGACCCCCUUCCGCUGUCUAUCAAACCAAACGGAGAAUUUCUUAUGUAUCAAACCAUAGUUCUUUCAUUGGUUCAUAAGAGUAAAGAAAUUCUUAAUCAAAAAUACGUAAAACAACGAAUAAUUCGCGCUG